This is a messenger RNA of Drosophila biarmipes, 5077 nucleotides long. RefSeq names its product histone acetyltransferase KAT6A (gene wde). The record is from RefSeq and is a predicted model, not a curated record. Gene Ontology annotation, cellular component: transcription regulator complex; nucleus. Bases 246 to 4700 code for a protein of 1484 amino acids. Lineage: Eukaryota; Metazoa; Arthropoda; Insecta; Diptera; Drosophilidae. Gene Ontology annotation, biological process: regulation of DNA-templated transcription. The transcript has 5 exons. Gene Ontology annotation, molecular function: transcription coregulator activity; protein binding.
UCUGAUUUUAGUCUGUGUUUCAUUCUUCAUCGUUUAAGGGCAUCGGAAGCGGAAUUGCCUGCAAAUUGUAAACAAAUCACCAAAAAGCUGUUAAAUUCAUUCAAAUCAUUGACGAUUGACAGUUGUAGACGUCGGUUAUGUCAUAUUCGAAUAUUUUUCGUGACUAUAUCAGUUAAUAAACGAGUUUAUCGGGUCGUAGGAAGCAUUUCAAUGGUUUCGGAAUAGUUUGAAAAAAAAAAAUUAAAAUGAUGGAAGUAAGCCAGAACAUGGAGCUGAAGGAACUCUCCACAGAGGGCGCUUUAAUGCGAACUCUUUCCUCAGACCUCGGCAGUGAAGUUGAACCUCUCCCCACACCUGCAAUUGUCAACGAAUCGAGCCGAACGUCCGCCGAUGAAGAUGACCUAUGUGAGCUGACCAAUGGGGUCGAAACCUCCCACAGUAAGGACAUCAGGGAGGCGGACAAACCGAUUAGUGAAUCGGAACAGGAACGCAAUGCCGGCAGCGAUUUGGACGCUCUGCUGGACAAGAUUAGCUCCAUUGUGGACUGUAGUCCCAGGAAUUCCGAUGAUUUAGAGACACUCGAUAAGAAUGAGGAAUGCGACUCUGCGUCCACAAAGGAGAAACCAGCUGAUGAGACGGACGAAGAGCAGGCUUUGCAAAGAGAAUUAGAAAUAGAAGAAAAAGAAGAAGAAAGAGAGGUAUCGGAAUCAAAAGAAAACGAAGCGCGCGUGGAGUUGGAUUCCGAAAUUGAGACUGAGGAGAAAGCUGCUGGGGAGGACAUCGAACACAACGAAGAAUCCGCCCCAGCUGAGGAAACCACAGAGGAAAUCGAUGAUUUGAAUGAGCCGGUCGAAGAGAAUAUUGAGAAAGUAACAGAAGAAAAGAAAGAAUCGGAAGAAAAAGAAGAAGACAGACCACAUGAUGUGGAUAACAUUGAAAAGGUCCCGGAAAAGCUAAACACAUCCACGGAUGAUGUGUUUAUGGAUGCCCUAGACAGCAUUUCCAGUUCCGAUGAGUUUGAUAUCGUCGCUCGACAGGAGUCCCAGAAAGCCAAGCAAAGCAAAAAUCUGAACACCAAUAAUAAACCAGAUUCCAACGAUCUCGAUGAGAUUUCGUCCGAUGAUGAUGAUGUUCUUAAAAACGAGAAAGUUGAUAAACCAGAAGAACCAAAAGUGGACAUUAUAGAUUUAGACUCGUCGGGCGACUGUGUGGUUUGUGAAACACCAAGGGAGGACGAGAAAUCGGUAGACAAAUCAGAAGUUACCGAUAAAGUUAAUCUUAAUAAAGCCUUAUCACAGAACACGAAGACUGUGAAAGAGAAUAUCUCAGAAGGGCCCGAGGAGGUGGCUCAAGAUGAACCUAUUCAAGCUAGCGAAGAGGAAGACAAGUUACCAGAAAUUGAUGAACCCACGGAGUCUAUGUCAAAUGAAGACGAGGAGACAAAGGUAACCGAAGAGAUAGAAGAGUCAGUGCUGAUAGAGGACGAAGAGUCUAUGUUAGUCGACAAAGAGCACGAAGAGUCCGAAAAAGCAGAAGAACAAGAAGACAACCAAGCAGAAGAUUCCGAAAAGGACAAAGAAGGGGAAGAACAGAAAGAGCUCAAGGAAACUGAAGAUUCGGAGGUGGUUUUAGAAACAGAGGACCUUGAAAAGGUAUCUGGGGAGGCGGAAGAAGUGAACUUGACAAAAGAGGAGAAGGAAACAGAAGCGCUGGAAGAGGCAAAGCCAACAGAAAAGCUGGAAAAGGAAAAACUUGAGCCGGAAGAGGACAAGGAAACAAAAGAACCCGAAGAGGAGAAGGAAAAAGAAGAGCCGGAGGAGGUUAAGCCAGCGAAAAAAACGGAGGGGUCCGUGGAAGUUGAAUGCGAAGAAAAUCCAGAAAAGUCCGACCAAAUGGAGGUGGAGUUUCAAACUCAAACCCAGGAAAUGAACGACACCACGAUAGACGAUUUGUUGAUGGAGGUGGACAAGGGCAAGGACACCCUUGAAAGCGAGGAAAAUAAAGCAUCAAAGGUUAUAUCAGAAGAAGAUAAGGAACACAAGCUAAAUGGCAUAUGCGAGAAGCUAACAGACGACAGUUAUGAGCAUUUGUCUAAGGAGAAACCAGCUGUCGAGAAGGAAGCCAAAGAGCCGGAGUCCGAUGAUGAAGUAAUUUUCUUUGAGCCCCUGGAUAAGUCAAAUAAGAUUGAAACUGCCACAGAGCCAACGAGUGAACAGUCCAACAAACCUGAAGCGAGGGAUGACGAAGUUGUCCUGGUUUCCGAGGAUGAGGAGGAACAACCUCGGGAAAAGAAACUCGAAAAGGAAGUUCAAGGUUCCGCGAAAGAAUCCACUGCCUCAGGCCUUCCCAAUGAUUCCACGGCAGAAUCCGUUAAGGACAAAGACCUGCAAAUGGACAAUUCCGACAAUGCGUGUGAUCAGUUUGAGAAACUGAAAACGCCCAACAAGGUGAAGUCCACUGCCAUGGAGGAUGGAAAUAGUAACUCCAGCAAUCUGUUGCGGCCUGCCGAGGACUCUGAAGAGUCGGCACCAAAACGGGUGCGUCUUAGUACGGAUGAUAAAGUAGUACCCGAGCUGGAGGCGGACCUGGAAACAGCCACAAAGUCCAGCAGCGCGGAAGAAGACAAGAAGGAUAUUUCCAAGCGGAGCCAUGAUCACCUGGACGGCAGUCCGGAUCGGGAGGAUGCAAUUCCUAAUAAGAAACCUAAGACUGAGGACUCCGAAUCGAAUAGCUCUUGCGAUGGCAUGCUACAAAUCGAUAUGGAAGGAGAGGACGACAAGGAGCAAAUAAAGAAAGCAGAUUCCCCCAAAAAGGAGGAAGUUGAGAAACCCAAAAUUGAGCUCUCGCCUGCUCCGGAAAUUAAAAAGGAUGUAAAGCCACUGCGCCUGGAGUUCUUCAAGGCCUUCCGACGCAGCAUCGACACCAUGUCGCGCGAUGACCUGGAGGAGCUGGUGCUGCAGAAGGUCGUCGAGGCCAUGCUGGUCAAAAGUGAUUUCGCGGACAUCCGUAUGCAGCUGGAUAAAUGCGAGAGCACGCUGACCACGUAUCGCCGCAAGAUCGCCGAGGUGUCUAAACAGUUCCUCGAUCUAGAGACGGUGCACAAGCGGGUGCUCAAGGAUCUGGAGGCCAAGAAUUCGCACUACACCGCUCCUGUGCGGAUCACGCGAGCCGUGGGACUUCAGGUGGGCAUUCCGUUCAAGGCCAUGAAGCCCACGGUCGCUGCUCCGGAUCAGUCACAUGCUGCAGGCAGUAUGUUGGCGCCUCCCAGCGGAACGCCUCCCAAGGCCAGCACCUCCCCGAUGCGAUCGCCCAUGCGCUCCAGGCCACCACCUCCUGCCUUUGGUCCAUCCUCCAGCUCAUCCGGUGCGGGUCCGGGCCCAAGUGGCACUCAGAUUCCCAAUCUCCAUCAGCAGCCAGCUCGGUCCACCGCCAACUCAUCCCAGUCCCCGGCAACUGCGGGCGCUACCGCGCCUCCUGUGCGCAGAGGCUGCCUGCAGAAGGUCACGCCCCAGCGACCGGGACCUGGUAACAACCUGCCACCCGUGCCACAGACUAACAGCCAGUCCACUGCUCAUCUCCUGCAGAACUCACCGCCAAGCGGUCAGAGGACUAUGCACGCCUCCAAGCACACCGGAACCACUGCCUCCAUGGCGGCAUCCGUAGCCAAGGGCGCCAUGCGAAACCGGAACUCGGCACCCUCCUACUUCUCCCAAAAACAGCAGCAACAACAGCUACAGCAGCAGCAGCAGCAGCAGCAGCAGCAGCAACAACAGCUGCAGCAGCAGCAGCAACAACAGUACCAAACAGCUCGUCCUUGCCCUGCUUCCACCACAGGCACAACCCCGACCAAGCAGGUGCCCAAGUGCACAACGAAAGUGCGCCCAAUGCAGCCCCCGCUUUCCGGAGCCACGGUCUCGGUGCCCAUGUCAGCUGCCGGCGGCACAGGAGCGACAUCCGGCGGCUAUGGCCAGCAGCAGCAGCCCAGCCUGGCGCCGGCCAAGCCCAAGGAGAAGGCGGUCAUCGACCUCACGGACGAGGAUGAUGCAGCGGCGGCGGCUGCGGCAAAGGCUGCCCAGGCACAAAUCGAGGCGAACGCUCGUCUGCGCCAAGCAUCCAAUGCGGCGGUCAAGCGAACUGCCCAGACUGCAGCAGCGACAAGAGGAGGCCGCGGAGGUGGCAAUGUGGUGCGAGCGUCUCCAAUGCAAUUGGGACGCGUCAAUGCCCGUCAAAUAGUCCACAACAAUGGAGGAGGUCAGCGAAGUUCUCUGGGCUCAAACGUGACCAUGCAGAUUCGUUCGGAGAAUACCCCGCCGGCUGCCUCGCGUUUAAGGUACUCGCAUCCUGCCCCGCUGCCCUCAUCUCCUGCCCAGCCCUUCAAUCCCGCGUGGAAAGUGCCUCCCUCGCGUCCCGUCAUCCGGAUUAAUCUGCUGGAGACCGGCAUUGUCAUCUCCUGGACGCUGGAAGACAUGAGCCCACGGUUUGCCGAGUGUGUUACAUACCAGAUCUAUGCGUAUCAGGAGACGAUCCACGAGCCGAGCACGGACAGUUGGCGGCAUGUGGGCGAUGUCAACGCAAUGCUGCUGCCCAUGGCCGUCACGCUGAAUCAGUUCCAGGAAAACCAGCGGUAUUAUUUCGCGGUACGGGGCGUGGAUAAGCACCAGCGAUUCGGACCCUUCAGUGUGCCCAAGACAUGGUCGUAAACGGAUGCGGAUGCGAUGUCCACUGCCCUGGCCUCUUCCUUAGGUGUAGAUUGUAGCCCUAGUGACCCACAUGUAAUUUAUUUAUGUACGCAUUUCAAGCUUUUUAAACGUAUUCACUUUGACAGCGUUGGUACUUCGUUUCUCGAAAUUAGCCUGAAUUAUGAGUUUAGUUCUAAGUUUUAAAGAGAUUUCGCGAAGGAGUUCAUAAAAGUAAUACAUAAUUACGUUGAGCAGCCAGUCCUCCUCUAUAGCUAAAAGUCAGUAAGUAACGAAAAAAACAAUUGUAUUUUAUUCACAUUAGUUUAUCACUAUUAAUUAAGUUCAAAACUUACAUGAAAUAAUAUACAACAUUGAAUAAAUAUCAAAUGAGGAAAUUA